ACCCAACUUUUUGCACAGUUCCGCUCGUACGCCGCCUUCGGAACAUCGCAUGCACUGCCCUCGUCACCGGGCUUGACAACUUUGGCACCGUCCAGGCAUGCGAAGUAAGCGUCCCGGCUGUCCCAACACUUCUGCCUAUCGGUUCUCGACGCUGGGUCAGGCUUCUCCGGCGUCUUAGAGCUGCUGAACCACCCCAUCUGGGUAUUUUCGCGAAGAGCGACAGCAACGAUGUCGAGCGUAAGGAGACUGGAGAGGCAAGCCCCCGGUCUGUUGUGUAAGCGCUCGACUGCUCGACUGCCAUCACGUGGUCUCUCCCGCGCUCGCGACCUCCGAGGGCACGGACGCGUCUCGUCGCCAAACACCACGACGACGACGUUCCUUUCGACCACCUGUUCAUCACUUCGAGAAUCCAUCUGCGGAGCUAUUUCAUGAACAAUCACUCUCCUUUGUUGCACUAGGCGUGUCAAUGGCUUCGGCAUCGUCGACCCCGUUCUCUACCCCGAUCCACUCGCACCCACUGUCGGUCGAGGAGGCUCCGUCCAGGAGCCGUCGAUCUCGCGGUAAGCAGCCCUCGGACGACGUCAGGCCUCCUACAGACUAUUUCACGCUCAAGGCCCAGCUGGAGAGCAGUGCUGAGCAGCACACCAAGCUGAGCAAUGUCAACUGGGAUGGCAGUGUGCGUGGUUACGGGAAGGACGCGAAGCGCAAGAACAGCAAGCCGGCGCCUCUCAUCGUAGUUGAAUCUACGAGCGGCCAACUAGCCCCACCGGCCUCUGCGACCCUUGACAGUUUCGACUCCGUGUUUGUCGAGGACACGGCGAAUGGGUUCGCAUCGGCCUCUGACGUCCUCCGAACCCAAUGGCACGAGAUGCCAGAUGAUGCGGUGGAAGCGGCUUUGUUGAGCCUCCAGGAGACAACACCUCAGUCGAGUAUCCCGAGCCACCCAUACCAUUCCGUCAUCAGGGUACUAUCAUCUGCUGUACAUAACCUCUCUCGGAUCCGCCGAGAGCUCGAGGACGAUCGCCGCCUUCUGCGGGAAAAGGAGGCGAGACGGCGAGAACGCGCAGAGCACCUCAUCAGGGAACUACCUCUAUCUGACAAGCUCGUCGCGCAGCGCAUACUACAAUCAUUGUAUCCUGAUGACGACGAAGCGACGCAUCUUGUGCAGAAGCGACAUAGUCAAUUAUCUCUGUCAGAGUCGCUGACUGAGGCGAUUGAAGAUGAUGUAUCACUCUCGCGAAGCGUGCCGGAGGAUUCGUCCACCCCAAUGGCGAACUCCAAUAUGGGGUCUUCGACAGUGACCGUCGAAUCCGCGGAGGCGCCCACAACCAACGGAGACUCGCGAGAUGCCUCAGAGGCUGAUCUGGACUCACAAACGACGAGCGAAGCAUUCAUGCCUAAUGGAGACGAACGUGCAUUAUCUAUCAAAGGGGACAAGGCGAGCCUCGGAGAUUGGAUGGGAACUUGGUGGGUCAAAGGCAAGAAGAAUGGGCAAGCAAUCACGCCGCCUCGAGUCGAACCGUCCCCGGAAGCCAUCGUCGAGAGCCCGGUCGACACCCCUCAGACGGGAACCGAGGAUGACCCAUCUACUCCAUCUGCGUCAUCUGCGUCGCAACCCCCGAACAAACCUAGUCGUCGCAAGGCAGUCCGGAGCGUCUUCGGUAAUCUGGGCUUCUCGAUGUUAAAUCCUUCAGUGACUUCAUUGGGCCCACGGAAGCGUCGCAACAUGUCGGUGACGGACACCCAGGGCUUCGAGCCGCCGACGGACGCGAAGUCAACGAGGAGCGUGCGCUCUGCAGCAUCUUCCCCGUCGAGAGCGUCGUCUUCACUGCUGCCACCUGCUUCCUCUGGACCUUCCAAGUCAGCCUCGCUGUCCAAGCCACCUUCGAUCGUCUCAGGAACUUCCCGAGCGGCGGCGGAGGAACGGCCGCCACAGGGAUCGUCCCUGCGGGCCAUCAUACAAGCCACACGAGUGAUGACCACGGACCCUGCAAGCAUCUUGGACGACCAAGGCCGCGAGACCAGCCCAUUGAUCGCUCAGAAGGCCUUCGAUCUUGUGCGGGUUGCUCGCGAGGAAGGCCUUGACUUCCGUGAGCAACCCAAGCCGAAGAGAGAGCGCAAGCAGGACAAGGCUGAUGGCGCUGACGACCAGACUGCACGGUCAACGCUCAGCCCUGGGGGCGAGACCGCGCCGCCGCUCGUGCGCGCAUCGACAUCCGGAGAUGUGCGCAGGCCAACCAGUCGAAGGAAGCCUAGUGUCAAUAUACCGUCGUUCGCGUCCCCGAUCUUUGGCUCGUUUAUGGCGCAACAGGACAAGGCAAUAUCCACGGUCGUCAAUGCGGUGCAGAGAGGAUACCCUUCGGGCACCCCUGCGCAGACGGACUCUCAGGCGAACACAACAACAUCGCCUCGUGUGACAAAGCCUGGCUCUGUGCCGCUGGAGUCGAUCAUUCCGGUGGACGCGAAACCACCGACCCAGUUUCUCUCCCGCACAUACACGCCGCUGACCUCGCGCGACUUUCACUUCUCGAUCCCACUUCCUGACGUUGCCUCGGCCCUGUCGGUGCCAUACGAUGAGCAUAGCCAUGAAGGCAUGACCGACAGAUAUGGUUUCAUCUACGACGUCUCGAAGUAUGAUGUCCUGCUGCUCAUCCGCGCGAAGGAGUGUGGGAACACCGCCCCCGCCUGCUUGACGGGUAUCAAGAUCGCCGACCGCAAGGAGGACAACACCUGGCCCAGCGACGACGGAGUGGUAGACGACGCGAUCGAGGUGGCCAAGGAACCCUGUGGUUGCGAUGGUAAUGGGGACGUAUCGGAUGUGAUCAGCGUCAAAUCCACCAGUACUCGACCCACCGCGCGGAGUAUACUGUUCACAGAAGAAGGAGCACAAUCGUCGGCGUCAAGGCGAAGUUCACCAUCGUCCACUAGGGGCCGGAAGCGCGCUGGCACGACCACUACUGGCCCUGCACCGCGUCCGAAGUCCUCCAUCCUGGUGGUCGACGCGGACACUCCCCGACACGUCUGUGCGAACACCAUCCGCAUGCUGAUUGCACAGCUCGUGGACAUACACGAUCAGCGACAGACCGCUCAGCGCCGGGAGUGGGACGCCUUCGUGAAGCGCAGAGAGAAGUCACGUAAGUCGACGGGUGGAUCGAUGUCGCGGAUCACCACCGCUACAGGAGGCGCUGCUGCUCUCCUCGGCCUUGGUACUGCCGUGGAAGAGGAAGAACUCGCACACAGCGGUGGCCUGGUGGGCUUCGCCGAGCUCGGCCUGCCAGCAUUCAAGGACGAGAAGCGGGAGUUCGUGCGGCUUGUUCGUAAUGGCAUCCCUCUCGUGUAUCGAUCGCAGGCUUGGCUCGAGUGCAGUGGAGGGCUGGAGAUGCGGGAGCCUGGUGUAUUCGCGGACCUGCUUGCCCAGGCAGACGACGGAAGUGGUGCGAUCCGCGAGAUCGAGAAGGAUGUGUGCCGUACUAUGCCGCUGAACAUCUUCUUUGGACGUACUGGCGCGGGUGUGGACAAGCUGCGAAGAGUGCUCAUUGCAUACAGCAGACGUAAUCCGGCGGUAGGCUACUGCCAAGGCAUGAACCUCGUGACAUCUACCCUUCUGCUGAUCCACGCCGAUGAGGAAGAGGCCUUCUGGGUACUUUCCGCGAUCCUCGAGCGGUUAUUGCCCGAGGACUUCUUCUCGCCGACCCUCCUCAGUUCGCGGGCUUGUCCCCUGGUGCUGCUGGAGUAUGUCCAGGACUCGAUGCCAAAGCUCUAUCACCACCUCACAGAACUUGGUGUUGACCUUCCCGCUAUCUGUUUCUCGUGGUUCCUCUCACUCUUUACGGAUUGUCUCCCCGUAGAGACUCUGUUCCGCGUAUGGGACAUCUUCCUCGUCGACGGCAUGGAUGUGCUAUUCAGGAUCGCAUUCACUAUUCUUCGGAUGAGCGAGCAAGAGCUAUUGCAUUGUUCAUCGAUUCCUGCCGUCUAUGUUGCACUAGAGAGUCUGCCCAACAGGAUGUGGGAGACCGACAAACUACUUCAGUAUGAAGCGGAUCUCCGCUCGACUAUGGUUCAUUCAGACCUCGUCCGUAAACGACAGGCACACACGGAGGAACUCAGACAGUGCAUGGCAUGAGCAUAUUUCGUCACCAUCAGGCACCACCGUAGACCUAUAUUAUUGCGCGUUGUAUUGGGUACAGUACUCAGGCUUGUAUGCUUAGAUGGGAUAGGACCUUGGCUCAGUUGGGUUAACAGAUCAGCUAGUCAGGCUAUGCGCCUGAGCACGACACUCCAUCUGUGUCCAU
Rhodofomes roseus is the source of this 4292-nucleotide messenger RNA. RefSeq names its product TBC-domain-containing protein. NCBI's taxonomy places the organism in Eukaryota, Fungi, Basidiomycota, Agaricomycetes, Polyporales, Fomitopsidaceae. The record is from RefSeq and is a predicted model, not a curated record. The transcript has 6 exons. Bases 467 to 4123 code for a protein of 1218 amino acids.